CCCCAGUGGCACGGGAGCUGCCAUCCGCCUCCUGCCGCGUGGAGCCGCGCGCUCCCCGGGUGCCGCCCCGCAGCCAUGUUCAACCUGAUGAAGAAGGACAAGGAGAGGGAUGGGUCGCGCAAGGAGAAGAAGGACAAGAAGGAGAAGAAGGAGCGGAUGUCGGCGGCCGAGCUGCGGAGCCUGGAAGAGAUGAGCCUGCGCCGCGGCUUCUUCAACCUCAACCGGGGCUCCAAGCGGGAGUCGCGGGCGCGCCUGGAGAUCUCCCACCCCAUCCCCAUCAAGGUGGCCAGCGGCUCCGACUUGCACCUCACCGACAUCGAGGCCGACGGGCACCGCGGCAGCGUGGUGCUGGACUCGGGCCAGCUCAGCACGGCCAGCUCCAGCGACGACCUCAAGGUGGACGAUGGCAACUUCAAGGGCUCGGUGCUGCAGCGGGCCGCCAAGUUCGGCUCGCUGGCCAAGCAGAACUCGCAGAUGAUCGUCAAGCGCUUCUCCUUUUCCCAGCGGAGCCGCGACGAGAGCGCGUCCGAGACCUCCACGCCCUCCGAGCACUCGGCCGCCCCCUCCCCGCAGGUGGAGGCCCGGACGCUGGAGAUGCAGCUGGCCAAGCAGGGCGCGCCCCCGGGCCACCCGCGGCCCCCGUCCUCCUCCUCCUCCUCCUCCUCCUUGGCCCCGCGCUCCCGGGUGCCCGAGCUCGUUGGCAAGCGGUUCGCGGCCGAGCUGCGGCUGCCGGCCGUGGUGCCCCCCCAGCCCGCGGCGCCCCGGGAGCUGGAGCUGCAGCGGCGCAACACGGGCGACUUCGGCUUCUCGUUGCGCCGCACCACCCUGCUGGACCGGGCGCCCGACGGGCAGGUGUACCGGCGCGUGGUGCACUUCGCCGAGCCGGGCGCCGGCACCAAGGACCUGGCGCUGGGGCUGGUGCCGGGCGACCGGCUGGUGGAGAUCAACGGCCGCAAUGUGGAGAGCAAGUCCCGGGACGAGAUCGUGGAGAUGAUCCGGCAGUCGGGCGACACGGUGCGGCUGAAGGUGCAGCCUAUCCUGGAGCUGAGCGAGCUGAGCUGCUGCUGGCUGCGGGGCAGCGCGGGGCCGCGCAGAGCCGCUGUCGACCUGGACCCCGCGCCCUCGGCCUCGGCACCGAGCCAGGUACUGUACCCCCGGCCGCCGGGGGACCUGCCGCCGGCUCCCGUCGGCCUCUGGGCUGGUGUCUGUGCACGCGCCUCGUGCUGGAGUGGCCAGGCGGACGAUGCCCCAGCAGCCAUGGUCGGGCCGGCCUCCGCCGCCUCUCUGCCUCAGCAGGCCAAGACGGAGGAGCAGAUCGCGGCCGAGGAGGCCUGGUAUGAGACGGACAAGGUGUGGCUGGUCCACAAGGAUGGCUUUUCUCUGGCCAGCCAGCUGCGAGCCGAGGACGCCAGCUUGCUGCCCGAGGGCAAGGUGAAGGUGCGGCUGGACCACGACGGCACCGUGCUGGAAGUGGACGAGGAUGACGUGGAGAAGGCAAACCCGCCGGGCUGCGACCGCGUGGAGGACCUGGCAAGCCUGGUGUAUCUCAACGAGUCCAGCGUGCUGCACACGCUGCGCCAGCGCUACGGCGCCAACCUGCUGCACACCUACGCAGGGCCUGCCAUGCUCGUCGUCAACCCGCUCAGCUCCCCGGCCAUGUACUCGGAGAAGGUGAUGCACAUGUUCAAGGGCUGCCGGCGGGAGGACAUGGCCCCGCACGUCUACGCCGUGGCCCAGGCCGCCUACCGCAGCAUGCUGAUGAGCCGCCAGGACCAGUCCGUUGUGCUGCUGGGGGGCAGCGGCAGUGGCAAGACCACCAGCUGCCAGCACCUGGUGCAGUACCUGGCCACCAUCGCCGGCAGCUCCGGCAAGGUCUUCUCAGCGGAGAAGUGGCAGGCGCUGUACACCGUCCUGGAGGCGUUCGGCAACGGCAGCACUAGCAUGAAUGGCAACGCCACGCGCUUCUCCCAGAUCCUCUCGCUGGACUUCGACCAGGCCGGGCAGGUGGCUUCUGCCUCCAUCCAGACAAUGCUGCUGGAGAAGCUGCGGGUGGCCCGGCGGCCGGCUAACGAGGCCACCUUCCACGUCUUCUACUACCUGCUGGCCUGCGCUGACAGCGCCCUCAGGACCGAGCUGCACUUCGGCCACCUGCCCGAGAACAACGUGUUCGGGAUCGCGCCGCUGCACAAGCCGGAGGAGAAGCAGAAGGCAGCGCAGCAGUUCAGCAAGCUGCAGGCUGCCAUGAAGGUCAUGGGCAUCUCCGCCGAGGAGCAGAAGGCCUUCUGGCUCAUUCUGGGCGCCAUCUACCACCUGGGCGCUGCCGGAGCCACCAAAGACGCCGACGAAGCUGGCAGGAAACAAUUUGCCCGGCACGAAUGGGCCCAGAAAGCCGCCUACCUGCUGGGCUGCAGCCUGGAGGAGCUCUCCUCAGCCAUCUUCAAGCACCAGCCCAAGAGCACCCUGCAGCGCUCCACCUCCUUCCGCCAGGGCCCCGAGGAGCCCGGGCUGGGCGACGGCACAGGCCCCAAGCUGACGGCGCUGGAGUGCCUGGAGGGCAUGGCCUCGGGCUUGUACUCGGAGCUCUUCACGCUGCUCAUCUCACUGCUGAACAGGGCGCUCAAGUCGAGCCAGCACUCGCUGUGCUCCAUGAUGGUGGUGGACAUGCCGGGCUUCCAGAACCCUGAGCUGGCCGGCCAGGGCCGCGGCGCCACCUUCGAGGAGCUGUGCCACAACUACGCCCAGGAGCGGCUGCAGGCGCUCUUCCACGAGCGCACCUUCGUCCAGGAGCUGGAGCGGUACAAGGAGGAAAACAUAGAGCUUGCAUUAGAUGACAUAGAGCCCGCUCCCUCGGGCUCUGUGGCCACUGUAGACCAGCCCUCUCACCAGGCACUGGUACGCUCGCUGCCCCGCACGGACGAGGCUCGGGGGCUGCUGUGGCUGCUGGAGGAGGAGGCGCUGCAGCCCGGGGGCAACGAGGACACCUUGCUGGACCGGCUCUUCACCUACUACGGGCCCCAGGAUGGAGACAAGAAAGGGCCCAACCCCCUGCUGCGCAGCGAGAGGCCGCGGCACUUCUUCCUGGGCCACAGCUCGGGGACCAACUGGGUGGAGUACGACGCCGCGGGCUGGCUGGGCUACGUCAAGCACAACCCGGCCGCGCAGAACGCCGCCGCGCUGCUGCAGGACUCGCAGAAGAAGAUCAUCAGCAGCCUGUUUGCGGGCCGGGCGGGCACGGCCCUGGUGCUGUCGGGCUCCGUGGCGGGCCUGGAGGGUGGGUCACAGCUGGCGCUGCGCCGGGCCACCAGCAUGCGCAAGACCUUCACCACCGGCAUGGCGGCCGUCAAGAAGAAAUCUCUCUGCAUCCAGAUCAAGUUGCAGGUGGACGCCCUGAUUGACACCAUCAAGAAGUCCAAGGUGCACUUUGUGCACUGCCUGCUGCCCAAGGCGGAGGGCUGGGCCGGGACCCCGCGCGGGCUGGCGGGCCGGCGUGUCAGCAGCAGUGAGCUUGACCUGCACGGCGAGCACUGCGAGGCGGGGCUCAUGCAGCUGGACGUGCCGCUGCUGCGGGCGCAGGUCCGCGGCUCCCGCCUGCUCGACGCCCUGCGCAUGUACCGGCAAGGCUACCCCGACCACAUGGUGUUCUCCGAGUUUCGGCGCCGCUUCGAUGUCCUGGCCCCGCACCUCACCAAGAAGCACGGGCGCAACUACAUCGUCAUGGACGAGAAGCGGGCAGUGGAAGAACUCCUGGAGUCGCUGGACUUGGAGAAGAGCAGUUAUUACAUGGGCCUGAGCCGGGUGUUUUUCCGGGCAGGGACCCUGGCCCGGCUGGAGGAGCAGCGUGACGAGCAGACGAGCAAGAACAUCGCCCUGUUCCAGGCGGCCUGCCGCGGCUUCCUGGCUCGCCAGCACUUCAAGAAGAGAAAGAUCCAGGACCUGGCGAUCCGCUGCGUGCAGAAGAACAUCAAGAAGAACAAGGGCGUGAAGGGCUGGCCCUGGUGGAAGCUCUUCACCACCGUGCGCCCCCUCAUCGAGGUGCAGCUCACCGAGGACCAGAUCCGGGGCAAGGACGAGGAGAUCCAGCAGCUCAAGGGCAAGCUCGAGAAGGUGGAGAAGGAGCGCAACGAGCUGCGGCUGACCAACGACCGGCUGGAGGGCAGGAUCACAGAGCUCACGUCGGAGCUGACGGACGAGCGCAACACAGGCGAGUCGGCCUCCCAGCUGCUGGACACGGAGACGGCCGAGCGGCUGCGGGCGGAGAAGGACAUGAAGGACCUGCAGGCCAAGUACGACGCGCUGAAGAAGCAGAUGGAGGCCAUGGAGAUGGAGGUGAUGGAGGCGCGGCUCAUUCGCGCGGCCGAGCUCAACGGCGAGCUGGAUGACGACGAUUCAGGCGGCGAGUGGCGCCUGAAGUACGAGCGCGCGGUGCGGGAGAUCGACUUCACCAAGAAGCGGAUGCAGCAGGAGUUCGAGGACAAGCUGGAGGUGGAGCAGCAGGGCAAGCGGCAGCUGGACCGGCGGCUGGCCGACCUGCAGGCCGACAGCGACGAGAGCCAGCGCGCCUUGCAGCAGCUGAAGAAGAAGUGCCAGCGCCUGACGGCCGAGCUGCAGGACACCAAGCUGCACCUGGAAGGGCAGCAGGGGCGCAACCACGAGCUGGAGAAGAAGCAGCGCAGGUUCGACAGUGAGCUCGCACAGGCGCACGAGGAGGCCCAGCGGGAGAAGCUGCAGCGGGAGAAGCUGAGCCGGGAGAAGGACGUGCUCAUCGCCGAGGUCUUCGGCCUCCGGCAGCAGCUGGAGGAUAAGGACGCCGACAUCGCCAGCCUCACCCAAAAGGCAGAGGCCCUGGAGGCCGAGUUGCAGGACAUCUCCUCCCAGGAGUCCAAGGACGAGGCCUCCCUGGCCAAGGUGAGGAAGCAGCUGCGGGACCUGGAGGCCAAGGUCAAGGACCAGGAGGAGGAGCUGGACGAGCAGGCGGGCACCAUCCAGAUGUUGGAGCAGGCCAAGCUGCGGCUGGAGAUGGAGAUGGAGCGCCUGCGCCAGACGCACGCCAAGGAGGUAGAGAGCCGCGACGACGAGGUGGAGGAGAUCCGCCAGUCCUGCCACAAGAAGCUGAAGCAGAUGGAGGUGCAGCUGGAGGAGGAGUACGAGGAGAAGCAGAAGGUGCUGCGGGACAAGCGGGAGCUGGAAAGCAAGCUGUCGGCCGUCAGCGACCAGGUGAACCAGCGGGAUUUUGAGACGGAGAAGCGGCUGCGCAAGGACCUCAAGAGGACCAAGGCGCUGCUGGCUGAUGCCCAGAUCAUGCUGGACCACCUCAAGAACAACGCGCCCAGCAAGCGGGAAAUCGCCCAGCUCAAGAACCAGCUGGAGGAGUCGGAGUUCACCUGCGCGGCGGCCGUCAAGGCCCGGAAGUCCAUGGAGGUGGAGAUCGAGGACCUGCACCUGCAGAUCGACGACCUGGCCAAGGCCAAAGGCGCGCUGGAGGAGCAGCUGAGCCGGCUGCAGCGGGAGAAGAACGAGGUGCAGAGCCGCUUGGAGGAGGACCAGGAGGACAUGAACGAGCUGAUGAAGAAGCACAAGGCGGCCGUGGCCCAGGCCUCCCGGGACCUGGCCCAAAUGAACGACCUCCAGGCGCAGCUGGAGGAGGCUGGCAAAGAGAAGCAGGAGCUGCAGGAGAAGCUGCAAGGCCUGCAGAGCCAGCUGGAGUUCCUGGAGCAGUCCAUGGUGGACAAGUCCCUGGUCAGCCGGCAGGAGGCCAAGAUCCGCGAGCUGGAGACGCGGCUUGAGUUCGAGAGGACGCAGGUCAAGCGCCUCGAGAGCUUGGCCACGCGCCUGAAGGAGAACAUGGAGAAGCUGACGGAGGAGCGGGACCAGCGCACCGCCGCCGAGAGCCGGGAGAAGGAGCAGAACAAGCGGCUGCAGCGCCAGCUGCGGGACGUCAAGGAGGAGAUGGGCGAGCUGGCCAAGAAGGAGACGGAAGCCAGCCGCAAGAAGCACGAGCUGGAAAUGGACCUGGAAAGCCUGGAAGCCGCCAACCAGAGCCUGCAGUCGGACCUGAAGCUGGCGUUCAAGCGCAUUGGGGACCUGCAGGCCGCCAUCGAGGACGAGAUGGAGAGCGACGACAACGAGGACCUCAUCAACAGCCUGCAAGACAUGGUGACAAAAUACCAGAAACGCAGGAGCAAACCCGAGGGUGACUCGGACGUGGAUUCAGAGCUCGAGGACCGCGUGGACGGGGUCAAGUCCUGGCUCUCCAAGAACAAGGGCUCGUCUAAGGCGGUCUCAGACGACGGCAGCUUGAAGAGCUCCAGCCCCCCCGGGUCCCGGAGACCCUUUGCCUACGACAAGUCGGACGAGGAGCGAGACGCCUUCGAGAGCACGUCCAGGCCCCGGGCCUGCUCCCGGAGCUACCUGAGCGACAGCGACGCCGAGGGCCCGCCCGCCGACUCCUCAGCAUAGCCCUCCCGGGAGGGCAGGGCUCCGGCACGGCCACGGCACGUCCACAGCCUCAACCGGCCGCUGCGUGGAACGGGGGGAACACGGAGCCGCGGGCAGCGCCACGCCGACCCCUCGGCCCUCCCGGGCAGCACGGCCCAGGGGCGCCCGGCCGCGGCCCCUCAGCAAGCGCCUUGCAUGGGAAAUGCUGCAUUCGCCCCCCGGGCCACGGCCAGGAUCUCUGCAGGGUGGAAAACGUCCCUCUUGAGAGCUCCCAUCCUGCCCCUGCCCCUCCGGCCCCGCUGCCCUGCACCAGGCAGGAUGCAAUAACGGGGAGCUCAGCCCCGCCUGGGACUGGACUCCGGCUCAGGGGCGCUCAGGGGUCUUGCUCCUUGGGGUCCUGCCACAUCCCCCCCAUGGCCAGUGCAGCGGGGCCGCGUGGGUCUCGGGGCAGGGGCUGGGCUGGGCUCGGGGGGCCUUUUCCCCUCCACGCUGGCUGCCUUUCCAUCUGACACCGUCACCCCUGGCUGCUCUCACCUCCCUCCUCGUUGAGCCAAAGACGGCGCCCAGCUCCCUGGCUCGCUGGGCGCUUUGUGCCCACGGGCAGAGGGCAGCAGCACUGUGCCUCUGGGGCCGUGUUGCACACACAGGUGCACACACACGCUCACAUUGCUGCCGCCCUUUGCACGUGGGCCCAGUGCCUGGAGCCCGGCUUUCAGGGAGAGGGACGGGGGGUUGCUUUACUUUCUUCCCCAGCCGCUUGUGCCAGCACAUGGGAAUGUCACCCUGCCCCAGCCCACACAUGCACACACAUGUACCCAUGCACGCACACACGCACAUGCCCACGGGGCGGCGGAGAGCCCGCGCCGUGGCACCUCCUCACUUCUGGCACUCCUUUGCUGGCUGCGACGUCUCCGCGGCCACCCCCCGCCCGCCUCUGAACGAGCUGCCCGAAUUCAUGCCAAGGAAACAUCCCAGCCCCCCCCUCAAGGACUCAACUACUGCCACGGGAGCCCGGGCCAGCCCUACCUGUACAUCCCCCUCUGCUAAUUUAUGCCCGCCUGGCCCGGCCGCCGCGGGGUGGAGUCGCCCGGGCCCGGCGCUGUCUGUCUGUUUUGCACUAGUUCAGCUGUGCGUCUUUCCCUGUCCGGUUCUGUUAAAUAUUAAAAUAAAUGUCAUUUAUGGCUGGUGA
Alligator mississippiensis (American alligator) is the source of this 7624-nucleotide messenger RNA. It is a transcript of the gene MYO18A, whose product is annotated as myosin XVIIIA. The coding region runs from base 76 to 6456 and encodes 2126 amino acids. Gene Ontology annotation, cellular component: myosin complex. The transcript is spliced from 43 exons. NCBI's taxonomy places the organism in Eukaryota, Metazoa, Chordata, Crocodylia, Alligatoridae. Gene Ontology annotation, molecular function: ATP binding; cytoskeletal motor activity; protein binding. The record is from RefSeq and is a predicted model, not a curated record.